This is a messenger RNA of Polypterus senegalus (gray bichir), 2325 nucleotides long. Its product is annotated as extracellular calcium-sensing receptor-like. Gene Ontology annotation, biological process: G protein-coupled receptor signaling pathway. Gene Ontology annotation, cellular component: membrane. NCBI's taxonomy places the organism in Eukaryota, Metazoa, Chordata, Cladistia, Polypteriformes, Polypteridae. Gene Ontology annotation, molecular function: G protein-coupled receptor activity. The transcript has 5 exons. The coding region runs from base 1 to 2325 and encodes 774 amino acids. The record is from RefSeq and is a predicted model, not a curated record.
AUGAUGUUUGCUAUAGAAGAAAUUAAUAACAGCUCCAAAAUUCUGCCUGGCAUUACUCUUGGUUAUAAGAUUUUUGAUGGCUGUGGGUCUGUACGCACAGCUGUUAGGGCUACGAUGUCACUGAUGAAUGGUCUAACACAAAAAAAUGUCCUUGGUAAAUCAUGCAGCACAUCUUCAAACAUUCAAGCAAUCAUUGGGCAUUCUGGAUCAUCCUCAUCAAUUGGCAUUGCAUCAACUGUUGGACCAUUUCAGAUUCCUAUAAGUCAUUUUGCAACCUGUGCCUGCCUAAGCAAUAAACGUGACUAUCCAACAUUUUUUCGAACAAUACCAAGUGAUUAUCAUCAAAGCCGAGCUUUAGUUCAGCUUGUAAAAUAUUUUGGGUGGAACUGGGUUGGAGCAAUUAAAACUGACAAUGAAUAUGGCAAUGGAGGAAUGGCCACCUUUGUUGAAGUAGCAAAGAAAGAAGGUAUCUGCAUUGAAUAUUUGGAGACCUUUACCAAAAAUAGUAAAAAAGAAGUUUUCCUCAAAAUUAUAAACUUACUACAAACAUCUACUUCCAAAGUAGUUGUGGCCUUUGUGACGCUUUCAGACAUGGAGUUCUUGACAAAUGAACUGUUGCUUAACAAUGUGACGGGUAUGCAGUGGAUAGGAAGUGAAUCAUGGGCUUCCACUAAAAGCCUAGCAACAGCUACAAAUUUCAGAGUUCUUGGUGGGACACUUGGUUUUGCAAUAAGCAAUGCUGUAGUAGCAGGUCUUAAAGAAUUUUCACUGAAAAUACGUCCAUCAGACUCUCCUGGCUGGGCUGAGUUCUGGGAAAAUAUCUUCGGCUGUAGCCUGACAUCUCAAGAUAAGACUGUAAAUGCAUGCACAGGCUUUGAAACUCUCAGAGAUGUUAACAAUGAAUUCACAGACUUCACAGAACUAAGAAUUACUAAUAAUGUGUAUAAAGCGGUAUAUGCCGUUGCUCAUUCGCUCCACAAUUUAUUGUCAUGUAAUGAUGAUAAAGGGCCUUUCGCUAAUAACUCCUGUGCAAAUAAGGCAAACUUUGAACCCUGGCAGGUACUGCACUAUGUGAAAAAGGUUAACUUCACUACGAAGACAGGAGAAAAUGUCUAUUUUGACAUUAAUGGAGAUCCAGUAGCAAGAUACGAACUGGUAAACUGGCAAUUAAUGAAGGAGGGUAAUGUAAAAUAUAUUACAGUUGGAUACUAUGAUGCAUCUAUAACAGAAGGGGCACAGUUUGUAUUGAAUAAUAACACUAUUAUUUGGGCUGCCAAUCAGACUAAGGUACCUACAUCGGUGUGCAGUGAGAGCUGCCCCAUUGGCACACAUAAAGCUAUUCAGAAAGGGAGACCAAUUUGUUGUUUUGAUUGCAUUCCAUGUGCAGAUGGAGAAAUCAGCAAUACAACAGAUUCUAUGGAGUGUUUGAGCUGUCCAGCAGAAUACAAAUCAAAUAAUGUAAAAGACAAAUGCAUCUUGAAAGAAAUUGAAUUCCUAUCAUUUGCUGAAAUUAUGGGCAUUGUUCUUGUAGCAUUUUCAUUUCUUGGAGCUGGUGUAACUGUUGCAAUAAUUGCUGUGUUCUUCAAUCACAAAGACACUCCAAUUGUCAGAGCUAAUAAUUCAGAGUUAAGUUUUCUUCUGCUGUUCUCUCUGACACUGUGCUUUCUUUGUUCACUCACCUUCAUCGGAGAGCCCUCUUCUUGGUCCUGCAUUUUGCGUCACACAGCUUUUGGGAUCACAUUUGUCUUGUGCAUUUCUUGUGUCCUGGGAAAAACUAUAGUGGUGUUAAUGGCUUUUAGGGCCACACUUCCUGGUAGCAACAUUAUGAAAUGGUUCGGACCAAUGCAGCAGCGGUUAAGUGUGUGCAGUUUCACACUCAUACAAGUUACAAUUUGCACUUUAUGGUUAUCUGUAUCUCCUCCUUUCCCAAUACGAAAUAUGAAAUACUACAAUGACAGAAUUAUUUUAGAAUGCGACUUAGGAUCUGUUAUUGCAUUUUACUCUGUAUUAGGAUAUAUUGGAUGUCUGUCUAUUUUAUGCUUUGUUUUGGCUUUUUUGGCUCGCAAGCUACCAGACAAUUUCAAUGAAGCGAAAUUCAUCACCUUCAGCAUGCUAAUAUUUUGUGCUGUUUGGAUCACCUUUAUCCCUGCUUAUAUCAGCUCACCUGGUAAAUAUACUGUAGCUGUAGAAAUAUUUGCUAUUUUAGCGUCCAGUUUUGGUCUGCUUUUUUGUAUAUUUAUUCCUAAAUGCUAUGUUAUUUUAUUUAAACCAGAAAAUAAUACAAAGAAGCACUUAAUGGGUAAAAUGCCAUCAAAAUCUCUCUGA